AUGAAUUCGCCCUCUCAAGAAAAAAAGGCAUCUUCUACACCCAAGGAGAACAUGGCUACGUUUGAUUACGUCGAGAUUCCGGUCGGUGCGACGCGUUUACGCUCGUCGUCCGACACUUCCAAGCCAGACGACAUCCGACCAGCGCCCAGAAUCUUCACCUCUCUACCUCAUCCCUCCCCGCCAUCUUCUCCUGGUGUUCCUCCGCCAAGACAGUUCAUUUUGUCAUCCACCGCAGCAUCUUUGGCCUCACCUACGAUGUCUGUCAUCCCACAGAUGCUCCUUUCGGCGACCUUGCCACCGAUGUCCCCAACGGCUACCCCCGCGCAGUCUACGCCCAGUUCGGGGAAGAAAGGAGAGGCAAGCAAGCCCACUCUGAUGUCUUCGAAAGACCCGCUUUCGUUGCCCAUCAUGACUACGAACUUCAAGAGAUUCGUCACAGUCAUCGGCCCUGUUUUCUGGCUGCAAGACAGGAUAGAGGAGAUAAUUCUGUGGAAAAGAGGGUGGCCUCGAACAGCAGUAUGGAUGGCUGCCUACUCAUUUAUCUGUUUCUAUCCUCGCGUGCUCCUUCUGUUGCCUCACAUCAUCCUCAUCAGCGUCAUCCUUGCCACGUAUCCGUACCCUGCUAAGCCCUCGUCCGACCCUCUCAAUCCAUCCGAAACGGCAACCCCGCAACCGCCAACAGAAAAUUCAGUUCCAUGGCAAGCUAAUAUCCAAGGAAUCCAAAACCUGAUGGGUGCAACAGCUGACGCCCACGACCUUAUUGAGCCCUACCUCCACCACCUAUACCUCACGCCUGCGCACUUCUCUCCACCCCGAGAGCGUCGGAAAACAUCAACAACACCUCGGUCUCCGUAUACCAUGCAUAUCUUGACACUGCUUGCCCUCUCCUUCUUCCCCCUCCUAUUCCUCAUCCACCUCCCGUGGUUUCCAAUCCGUGAAGUAUGCCUCUUCGGUGGCCUCGCGCCGUUUGUUGUCACCCACCCCUACGUCCAAGCUCUGCUCCCAGCUCUCUGGCCAUUCCUCCUUGACCUCUCGCCAAUCAUCCUCAAACACGCUCAAGAGACCAAAGAAACUGCCCUCCGCACUCUUGGCUACAAACGCCCUCCAACCCCACCCAUCGACUACUUGGCCCAAGAAGCCUCCUCAUCUGACGCCGCCCCUCCUUUACCCUUUCAGAUGGUCCUCCAGCGUCUGAUGGACGAUGACCGCCUGACUGACGCCUGUUGGACUUCUGAGCUGCGAGAGGUCGAGCUGUGGGAGAACGAGCGGUACGGCGGUGGGUUGCCAGGGGUUGCUGACGUGCUGGCGAUGGGGACGGCGGGCACCGGUUCGGGGCCGGCGGCGCUCUCGUUGACGUCACCACCGCCGGUGCAGAAGGGAUGGAGCAAGCAGAAUUUGAGGCCGGGCGAGAGGACGGCCUGGACCAGAGGCAGAGAUGGCUGGAGUGGGGUUGAGGGCAGCGGAGGAGAGGUUAGCAGCAAUCUCACUUUUUCGCUCGCGCCUGGUUGGGCAUUCGUCGAGACGGAGGAUUGGAGAAAGGAUACACAGUGUGCUUGGUCGGGGUGCGGGGGCGAUCCCGAUGGUUGGGUAUACACGAAUGACGCGUGGGUCGGACCACGGCCUGCGCCAUACACAUCUGGUUCUGGAAGUGUUACCCGCAGAAGACGAUGGGUGAGGAGGGUAUGGUACGAUCCGAAGAGGGCCACGGAAGACAGCUAG
Molecule: messenger RNA, 1719 nt
Organism: Cyclocybe aegerita
Lineage: Eukaryota; Fungi; Basidiomycota; Agaricomycetes; Agaricales; Hemipholiotaceae
Source: the annotation of a GenBank genome assembly